Messenger RNA from Lactuca sativa (garden lettuce), 1211 nucleotides. RefSeq names its product putative carbohydrate esterase At4g34215. Lineage: Eukaryota; Viridiplantae; Streptophyta; Magnoliopsida; Asterales; Asteraceae. The record is from RefSeq and is a predicted model, not a curated record.
AACUACUUUCAUUAAUCCUCAUGCCUGCAACCAAAACCUCCAUGAAAGAGACUCCCAGUUUAAAACGCAGCUCAACUGCUUUCCCCCAAAAUAAUAUUAAUUUAAUUGAGGAGUAGUAAUCGAUCCAUUUGUUUUAUUACUUCAAAAAAAUAUGCAAAGCGAGAUCCACAACACCAUUGAAGAAGAGAAAAAAUGAUCGUGUUUCCGUUGUAUCUCUCCUACAGCUAUCUACUGAUCUGCUACGCCGGCGUUCACUUAGCAUCUGCCGCCGUCGGCAAGAACAUUUUCCUCUUAUCCGGUCAGAGCAACAUGUCUGGUCGAGGUGGGGUCGUGAAUUCCACAUGGGACGGCUACAUCCCACCUGAAUCUUCACCUAACCCCGCCAUCCUCCGUCUCACCGCCAACCUCACCUGGGAACCCGCGGCGGAGCCUAUCCACCGAGACAUUGACAUUGCAAAAGUAUGCGGUGUUGGUCCUGGAAUGGCAUUCGCGAAUUACUUGUUGAGAAAGAAUCCGAGCAUUGGAGUGGUGGGGCUGGUUCCUUGUGCGAUUGGAGGGACGAAUAUCAGCGAGUGGGUUCGUGGUGGGUAUCUUUACAAGCAGAUGAUGAGGCGGGCGGCGGCGGCGGUGGCCGGAGGAGGCACCAUCCGUGGGUUGCUAUGGUAUCAAGGGGAAAGUGAUACGCUCACUCUUGAAGAUGCCGAAGCGUACAAGAACAGAUUGCGUCGUUUUUUCUUUGAUGUGCGUGAGGAUCUUCGUUUGCCUGUUCUUCCCAUAGUUCAGGUAGCACUGGCAUCUGAAUCUGGGCCAUACACAAUUGUGGUGAGAGAGGCCCAAUUAGAAAUGAAGUUGGCUAAUCUAAAGACUGUUGAUGCAAUGGGUUUAAGCUUGCAACAACCAGAAAAUUUGCAUCUUACCACACCAUCUCAAGUAUCUCUUGGAAAGAUUUUAACUAAAUCCUUCCUCCAAGUUUGUCAUUACCACAACUUGUAAACAAUUCUUACAACAAAUUGAACAUUAUUAUUGAUUAUUAUGUCGUUAAUAUGAGUAGAUGUAGACUGAUGAGUUAAAAGGUUUGUAUUUUACUUUUCUUCAAAAAAAAAAUCACAAGAAAUUAUGGUACACAUUAAAUCUUGUAUUUAUUUUGUAAGUUUGAAUAACGAAUAUCUAUAAAAGAAUAUUAAUAAUAAAAAUGUGGCAUUGCUUUGAAA